Iphiclides podalirius (scarce swallowtail) is the source of this 1815-nucleotide messenger RNA. Lineage: Eukaryota; Metazoa; Arthropoda; Insecta; Lepidoptera; Papilionidae. The record is from the annotation of a GenBank genome assembly.
AUGUUUAUUCUUAGUUUCCUAAAAUUAUCUCUUAAGAAAAAUCAUGUGAAAAACAAUGAAGUUACGAAGAAACUCAACCGAAGUUCUGAUGUUAUUAUUCUUGACGAAUCCUUUGACAGAUUACAAAUGGAUUUCCCAAAAACUAUGACAUCAAAGAGACUAUGCUCUCCUAUUAUUAUUAAUGACUCCUGUGCGCUGUCUGAUGAUGAAGAAUCACUAAAGAUAAACUUUUCAGCCAAUGAGCCAAGUAAAUCAGACAAAAUUCAGAUGACGUCAAAGAAACUGGGCUCUCCUAUUAUCAUAAAUGAAUCCUGUGAACUGUCUGAAGAUGAAGAAUCACCAAAGAUAAACUCGUCAGCCAAUGAGCCAAGUAAAUCAGGCAAAGUGUCACUGAACUGCACAAGAGAAGAAGAGGCGAUCACAACACCGCUAAAAGACUCCAGGCCAAGUUUUGGAGGCUGGUCCCCCGCCCAGAACAUUCUCUGCGCAACGCCAAAAAACGAGCCGACGCCAACUACUCCGCAGGACGUGGCAAACGAAUCAUUAGAGCAGUGCUCCAUAAAGAAGAUAGAGAUAUCGCAGAAGAAGUUACUCAGCGACCUAUACGGCGAUACGUGGAAGAAGAUACCGUCGCUGUUUAAAAGUAUCUCGCACAAGCAGAACAAUUUUGACGGCGUCUCGAAAAAACUGCAGUACGACGACGACAAUGACAGCGACAAGGAAAACAUCAAAGACGACCUGCAGAGGAACAAACUACUAUAUUUGACAGGCUCAGAUGCCAAGCACAAAACUAACACAGAUAUCGGAAACACAGAGAAGAAGUGCAAGAAGAAAUUAUACACCGAGAAGGUCCCCAGUACACCCGAGAUACCUAAAUUGAAACCGAAAAAUACUAGAAACGUAAACAGCACAACAAAGAAACAGAAAGGAUUGACCGUCACUGAACUAGUCAUGAAGAAUGAUGUAGAUUACUUAACAAAGAAAGUCGGAACAGUAACAGUUACACCGUCAAAAGAUACGGUUGUAAAGCGUCUCAGUUUUCUCGGCUCCUUAGCUGACAACGUGCCAUCGUGGCGUUGCCAUCCCGAGGCGAUACAAUAUAGGGACAACUACAAAACGCUACGCGAACAGCUCUCUCGCCGUUUGUACGUCGAGUUCAACGAAGUCGUGUUCGAUAACGCGUUGGACGCGGACCUUCCAAUUAUAUGGGACACGAAACUGAGGAGUACGGCAGGGACUACAACUAACAGGUUGAUCAAGAGCUCUAAAGGCGACCGCAUACGAACGUCCAGCAUAAAGCUGUCCACUAAAGUGGUGGAUGCACCGCAGAGGCUUCGGGAUACCUUGAUCCACGAGCUCUGCCACGCAGCUACCUGGUUAAUUGAUGCCGAAUUGCGUGCCGGACAUGGAUCUCUGUGGAAGAAAUGGGCAACGCGUGCAUUGAAGGUCCUGCCGGAACUGGGAGAGAUCUCCCGUUGUCACGACAUGGAGAUCCAUUUCAAGUAUUGCUACAAGUGCACAAAAUGCGGUUACAGUGUGCAACGCCACUCGAAAUCCAUCGACGUGACGAAGAAGUGUUGCGGCUAUUGCCGCGGCACAUUUGAAGUAAUUGUGAAUAAGAAGAACAAGGACGGCGUAGUGGUUUCCACUCCGGCGCGAAAGGGAGCGGUGAACGAGUUUGCUUUGUACGUUAAGGAGAACUACGCGUCACUGAAAGACGGCACUCGGAGCCACGCUCAAGUGAUGAAACAACUGGGGGAGCAGUUCUCAGCUAGGAAGAAGAAGCCGGCAGUUGACGUUGCCGAUUUGGAUAUA